Molecule: messenger RNA, 1041 nt
Organism: Periophthalmus magnuspinnatus
Lineage: Eukaryota; Metazoa; Chordata; Actinopteri; Gobiiformes; Gobiidae
Gene: hsd17b7
Product: hydroxysteroid (17-beta) dehydrogenase 7
Exons: 9
Coding region: 16-1041 (341 amino acids)
Biological process (GO): cholesterol biosynthetic process
Cellular component (GO): endoplasmic reticulum membrane
Molecular function (GO): 5-alpha-androstane-3-beta,17-beta-diol dehydrogenase (NADP+) activity; 3-beta-hydroxysteroid 3-dehydrogenase (NADP+) activity; estradiol 17-beta-dehydrogenase [NAD(P)+] activity
Source: RefSeq, a predicted model, not a curated record
AAAAUUUGAAAAAGGAUGGCUAAAGUGGUUUUGGUUACAGGUGCAAAUAGUGGUGUUGGCCUGGCUCUGUGUGAGAGGCUUCUGGAUGAGGGGGUCCACCUGUGUAUGGGCUGCAGGAACAUGCAGCGAGCCGAGACGGCACGCUCUGCCCUGCUCCGCUCCCAUCCCUCCGCCCAAGUGGAUGUGCUACAGGUGGACACCAGCAGCACCAUCUCUGUGCUUAGGGCAGCACAGGAGUUCAAACUCAGGUAUCACCGGUUGGACUACCUCUACCUGAAUGCAGGAAUCAUGCCAAAUCCACAGUUUGAUGUCAAAGCAUUUUUCCGAGGCCUCCUCACUGGCCAGGUCAUAGAAAUGCUGGCUACAGGAGUGGGAAUCCUUACACAGAAGGACAAUGUUACUCCUGAUGGCUUUCAAGAAGUGUUUGCGACAAACCUCUUUGGUCACUUUCUUUUGUUCAGGGAGCUGGAGUCGCUCCUCUGUGGCAGUGGGCAGACAUCACAGCUGAUCUGGACCUCCUCGAGUAAUGCCCAGCGCUCAGCCUUUUCUCUGGACGACAUCCAGCACAGAGCAGGCUCACAGCCCUACAGCUCCUCCAAAUACGCCUCUGACCUGCUCAGCCUGGCCCUCAACACUCACUACAACCAACAGGGCUUGUACUCUUCUGUGACAUGUCCAGGCUUCGUUAUGACAAACCUCACCUACAGAGUCUUCCCAUCAAUCCCAGCUUUCUUCUGGACGCUACUGAUGCCUGUCUUUUGGCUUAUAAGGAUGUUCACCAACACUUUCACCCUGACACCUCAUUAUGGAGCUGAGGCUUUGUUUUAUCUUUUUAAACAAAAACCUGAAGCACUGGACCCUUACAGCAAGUACCACAGUUUAACAUCAGGGCUUGGGUACACAUACUCAGAAGCACGAAAAAUGGAUGUUGACUUGAAAACAUCCGAAGCCCUCUAUGAAAAAUUACUGCAACUAGAAAGUGAAGAAAAGAGGAAACUUCAGGAUCAACAAAAGACUUUUGAUGGUCCUGCAUUAUCUUAG